UCAAACGUUCAGUGCAGAUGGAACUCACCCUGGUUUACUAGUCCAUUCAUUGUUGUUGUACAAUCAUCUUCUUUAGCUCUAUAUUGAUAAUUAGCUUUUAGGAGACAAUGUAUCCGUUAAUGUUCACACUUACAGCCUUCUUACUAUGCAUUCGAGCUACAUUUGGAAAAACGGUGUCGGGAGUUUUCAAGAGCGAUGCAGCCAGGGAGCAGAAUGGACAGUACAUCACUAAAUUCAUGUACAGCGAGGGUAGUGGUCUGGUGGUGUGCAGGCUGGAGAACGCUCCCCUGGCCACGGAGAAGGAGUCCAGACUGCUGCUCUUCCCAGAGAUGGAGGAAGGCUUCGACAUCGACAACCUCAGCUGCCACGACCGCCUCUCCAAGGCACAUCUCUCCAUCCGUCUGAGUGAGGAGGAGCACAACCAGAGCAUCCCCCACCUUCACUCCCCCACGGCCUGGAUGGCCCUGUAUGCAGACCGUUACACCUGCGGGGAGGGGGGCAUCAUCCCUGCCCAAGGGGACCUGACCUUCACCAUCCUGCUGUUCAACCCUGACUCAGCAGGCAACCCCCUGGAACACUUCAGCGCUGAGGAGGCAGGCCUGCAUAGUUUCUACUGCCUGCUGAUCCUGGCCUACUUUGUGGCGUCCUGUAUCUACAUACAGCCUCUGUGGAUGGCCCUGAGGAAGGGUGGGCCCAUGCACACGGUGCUGAAGGUGCUCUCCACAGCCCUGGCCCUACAAGGGGUCUCUGCCCUCUUCAACUACAUCCACCUGGCCAGGUAUGCCAGGGACGGAGUGGGCAUUCCUAUCAUGGGCAGCUUGGCAGAGUUCUGUGACAUGGUGUCCCAGGUGUCCAUGCUGUACAUGCUGCUGAGUCUGUGUGUGGGCUGGACCCUGAGCAAGAACAGGAAGCCCCAGAGCAGACCUCUGCAGUGGGACUCCUCCCCUGCCUCCAAAGCCCUCGCUAUGGGAGGGGUCGCCACACAGGGGGCGCUGCUGCUGUGGGAGCAGUAUGAGGAGACGGAGCACCACAGCUACCACGCCCAGCGCAGCAUAGCGGGUCUGUUACUCAUAGCUCUACGUAUCAUCCUGGCCCUGCUGCUGGCCUCUGUGCUCUACACAAUCAUCAGCACAGAGAGGAGCGCCCUCAAGAGAGACUUCUACCUCAGCUUCGCCAAGGGUUGUUUUAUCUGGUUCCUGUGCCACCCUGUCCUGGUCCUUCUCUCUGUGGUCUUCAACGAGCAUCAGAGAGAAAAGGUGGUGACAAUCGGUGUGAUUAUAUGCCAGGCUAUCUCGGUGGUGAUCCUCUACCAGCUUUUCCUGUCCCGUAGCUUAUACUGGGAAGUAUCUUCUCUCUCCUCUGUCUCACUACCCCUCACCAUGUCCAGAGGGGGCCGGGGACGCUACUGACCCCGCGCGGAGUGGGAACAUUUUUACUGCGAAGGGAUACACUGUGACACCUGCAGUUAAAGGGACACACUUCCACUCCUCUCAGCUCACUCACGGCGAAGGUGCCCCCAACUGACGGGCGAGGAAAGAGAGGAGGAAGACAAGGGAGGAUGGGAUGAAGAGAAGGACGUAGGAAGUUCACCCACAAAUAUAGUAGAGAAAAGUAAUGACGGCCUGCUCAUGUAGCUGGACAGCACACUUAUGUAAUACACUCCCAAACAGGAUGAGGGAGAUCUGAGUUUAAGCGCACAUAAAAAAGUAUGUAUGUACAUUUUACUCAUUUGUUAGCAUACAACUGAUGCAGACACAGGUAACUGUCAAAAUAAUGGAAACACUUGAGUAAAGGAGAGAUACAAAGUAUAUUGAAAGCAGGUGCUUCAACACAGGUGUGGUUCCUGGGUUAAUUAGGCAAUUCACAUCCCAUCUUACUUAGGGGUCAUGUAUACAAAUUCUGGCUGCUGUGGCCCCAUAGGAUGACAAUGCCCCCGUUCACAUGGCAUGAGUGGCCACUGAACAGUUUGAUGAGCAUGAAAACUAUGUAAACCAUAUGCCAUGGCCGUCUCAGUCACCAUAUCUCAACCCAAUUGAACACU
Molecule: messenger RNA, 2041 nt
Organism: Coregonus clupeaformis (lake whitefish)
Lineage: Eukaryota; Metazoa; Chordata; Actinopteri; Salmoniformes; Salmonidae
Gene: gpr180
Product: G protein-coupled receptor 180
Exons: 9
Coding region: 108-1409 (433 amino acids)
Biological process (GO): response to pheromone; G protein-coupled receptor signaling pathway
Source: RefSeq, a predicted model, not a curated record